AUGGGAAAGAAGAAGGUUCUCGUCAGCUAUGGUGUUGACAUUGACGCUGUUGCUGGUUGGCUUGGUCUCUGGGCUGGGACGAUAGGAACCCAACGCCUGCUGAAGCUCUUCGACAAAUACGGGAUCAAAGCAACAUGGUUCAUCCCAGGUCACUCUCUUGAUACUUUUCCCGAAGACUGCGCCGCCGUGCGGGAUGCGGGCCACGAAAUCGGGCUCCACGGUUACUCACAUGAAAACCCUGCCGACAUGACCUUCGAGCAACAGCGCGACGUUCUCGAUAAGACCUAUAAGCAACUCACUGCUUUCUGUCAUGGCAAACCUCCACGCGGUUCUGUAGCUCCAUGGUGGGAAACUUCGAAGGAAGGCACGGAGCUUCUCCUCAGCUACGGCAUCGAAUAUGAUCACUCCAUGUCGCAUGAAGACCAUCGCUGCUAUUGGUUGCGUACGGGCGAUGAGUGGACGAAAAUAGAUUACAGCAAGAAAGCAGUAGACUGGAUGAAGCCCCUUACCAAGGGGCAAGAGACUGGACUGGUGGAGAUACCGGGGAGCUGGUAUAUCGACGAUUUGCCGCCGAUGAUGUUCAUGAAGAAGAGUGCAAACAGCCACGGAUGGGUGAAUCCAAGGGACGUGGAGCAAAUAUGGAUGGACCACUUCGACUACUUUUAUCGCGAGUACGACGAAUUCGUCUUUCCCAUGACAAUUCAUCCCGAUGUUAGUGGAAGGCCACAUGUCGUGCUUAUGCAUGAGAGAAUUAUCGAGCAUAUCAACAAACAUGAGGGUGUUGAGUGGGUGACAAUGGAACAGAUGGCGGACGACUUUAAGAAGAACAACAAGGUGCCGGAGAACGCGAUGAUGCCGUCGCCGCGUGGUGAGAUUCUCAAGCUACAGAAGGAAGGGAAGGCGUAUUCACUACUCGAUUACGAUGGACCAAUGCCUCAAUAG
Molecule: messenger RNA, 942 nt
Organism: Alternaria burnsii
Lineage: Eukaryota; Fungi; Ascomycota; Dothideomycetes; Pleosporales; Pleosporaceae
Product: polysaccharide deacetylase family protein
Exons: 5
Coding region: 1-942 (313 amino acids)
Biological process (GO): carbohydrate metabolic process
Molecular function (GO): hydrolase activity, acting on carbon-nitrogen (but not peptide) bonds
Source: RefSeq, a predicted model, not a curated record